Phytophthora nicotianae INRA-310 is the source of this 1509-nucleotide messenger RNA. RefSeq lists its product as hypothetical. The transcript has 5 exons. The coding region runs from base 38 to 634 and encodes 198 amino acids. NCBI's taxonomy places the organism in Eukaryota, Oomycota, Peronosporomycetes, Peronosporales, Peronosporaceae. The record is from RefSeq and is a predicted model, not a curated record.
UUCUAUUGCCGGCUUGAAUCGCGUGUCACCGAAGACCAUGCUUGUGCGAUUUUCGCGCCACAUCCGCCACAUUGGCUCACGCCAUCUGGCGCUACGCCGCUUCAGCUACGGGGGAUCAGCCCCCCACGCUGGCGGCCAGGACAACUCGAGCUUCUUCACGCUGCUCGGACUUGCAGGCGUCCUCGGUGGCGUGGCGUAUGUGUACUACGAUCCGGAUGUGUUGCCAAUGAGCGUCAAGAAGUGGCUGCCGAUCCAGGAACCUGAGGGACGCGGCAUGAGUCUUGAGGAGUACGAACAAUGGCGCGCCAGACAGGCGGGAUUCCCGACCGUUAUCACGCAAAAGAAGGAGGAGAAAGAGACCAAGCCCACGCACUCGAAGGAGGAAGAGGACGUCGAACCGCCCAGCGCAAACGACGAUAUUCCCAUUCCGCACGGAGAUGUGUCCCCAGUGGAGAUGAAGGUGUCGCUAGAGAAACUUCUCGCUGAGGCACGCGAGAACGAGGCUGCGUUCAUCGCUGACAUUAAGGCCAACCGGGUCCCGGUAUCUGAGGAAGAUCGCCAGAUGUUGCAAGCGUUUAAGGAUGAGAAGGCACGAUUAAAGAAGCAACUCAAGUUCCUUAAGUCCAACAAGUAAGCCGAGCCGCAAUCUUGCUGGCCAAUCUGCUAUGAGCUGACUCCACGGCUAAACAAAUGGCAAGAGGUACACGUACAAACAGACAUGAACAAAUGAAGUGUAUGCACGUCGGGUGACAGCUACAUUUCUAUGAUCUUAGUUUGGUUACUCUUUCUUGGUCUUGCACUGUGUACCUGCAGUCCACUGCCAGUACGUCAGAUAACCAAGAACCAACAGGAAAUGACCACAGGAAUAUGCAGCAAAAACGUAGUCGUGGAUGUGCGGAUAUCUCGCAGGCGGAGUAAUCCACACUUGCGCGGCAUGGAUGACAAUGAUCCCUAGGAGUGAAAGCUACAACACGCGAUGGCGAUUAAAUACUUCUUCAAGAACGCAAUUGCAGAGGAACGAUUAUUACCAUGACAUACGCCCGGAAGAGCGGAUGAGCGCUGCCAUCCUGCUUGUAACCAGGUGCAACGUCGCUUUGCUGAACGUGAAGGUGCUUUGAAGUCCCCGACGUAAGAAAUGGUGCCACCGCUACGCCCACAUAAGCAAGCUGUAAUACGAUGUACGGAAGGACCAGACCAUCUUUCUUUAGAAGGAAGUACAUGCUGUGUAAAGGAAGUGACAAUCUGUUAGAAAAUUAGCUGCUAACGCACACCAGUAUGUAGAACGAACAAACCUGAAAGUUGAUAGCACGCUGAACCAUCCUGAGAGAAGCGCGUUGUGCGCAAAAAGGAACGAAAUAGGCAGCAAUGGCAACAAGAUUGUCUUUUCGUGGACUACGACAGAAGCACAAUAUGCGCACAACGUUAGCAUAAGUCAUAUAUUUGUAUCUCUCUUCAAGUUGCGUACCUUGAAAAGAAAACAAGAAGAAUGAUAAUGAACAGAUAGCAAGU